Messenger RNA from Asterias rubens (European starfish), 1326 nucleotides. RefSeq names its product partner of bursicon-like. The record is from RefSeq and is a predicted model, not a curated record. Gene Ontology annotation, molecular function: G protein-coupled receptor binding; neuropeptide hormone activity. The coding region runs from base 311 to 769 and encodes 152 amino acids. Gene Ontology annotation, cellular component: bursicon neuropeptide hormone complex; extracellular region. Gene Ontology annotation, biological process: G protein-coupled receptor signaling pathway. Lineage: Eukaryota; Metazoa; Echinodermata; Asteroidea; Forcipulatida; Asteriidae. The transcript has 3 exons.
CGCGGUUUAUUUUUUUGCCAAUACUGUAUCUUGUAUCGUUUCGGUUGUAGUCCUUUAUUUAAUUCAUCUCAAUAAAAGAGAUGGGAAGAUUGUCCCAUCUAUAUUAGGAAUGUAGCCUCGUGCGACAAUGAUGUGACAUGGGAUGUCCCGUUCGGGGAAAACAGAAAUAAGAAAACGAGGAGGAGGUUGUGAGCGACUUCUUGUGGAGGAGAGAUUGUGUGAUUUUCUUUGGAGAGCAAACAGUGGCGAAGGAAUUGAGCAACAGCAGCAACUGAAUUAUUUUAUUUUGUGAAGAAACUCCAACCUCAUCAUGGACUAUACCAGAACUAGACCCUUCCUCAUCAUCAGCUUUCUCCAAUGUCUUCUGGUAGUAGUCACCGCCCAGCCCCAACCCCAAUCACUGGGUCUUCGACGGGGUGGGGACCCGGCCUGGCGUGGUCGGCCCGGACGCUGCGUGUUAACGUUUCAGGAUAUCGAAGUGCAGCGUCAGGUUGAGUUGCUGACCGGGGAAAGGGCGGUUUGUUACGGCACCGUUACGGCGUCGGCUUGCGAAGGGGAGUGUAUGUCAUCCUCGCUCUCUACUCUUCAUAGUGCAACCGGUUUUAUCAAGAACUGCACCUGUUGUCGUGAGACCCAGAUGACGUCACAUACCGUAGUCUUGUCUCCGUGCUUCGAUGUGGACAGCGGCGAUUUGAUGGCGGGAGCGGAGUUUGUGGAAGAGUUCCAACAGCCGUCGGGUUGUGACUGUCAAACAUGUACUAUUUCAUAGAGGGCGGUUUCAUUAGCGGCUACAGCUACGGCUACGGCUAGAUUUCCUCGUCAUCGUGCAUUGAAGUAUAUGACACCCUUAGCAACACCCUUAGCAACAUUCGAAGCCGUAGCCACCAGUUUGGAUACGGCUUACGCCCGGACGCUGCUGCAUAAUGCAUUUGUGUCCGCCCGGCUACAUUUGCAUAUGCAGUUUGUGUCCGCCCCGUGCAAAACCGUCCUUGCAGUAAAUUAAACGCCCUUGCUCGACGAAACACGUUCGCCAUAUGAUUUUUUACAAGCUAUUGUACAUGAUGUUCAGCCGUUGGGUGAUCGCUGCAAUCAUAAAAUACGUGAAUAUUCAUACUGCAAAACAUGUAGGUAGGUUUAGUGCAUGCACGCUCGCUAACGCGCGCCCAUACAGUCAUGUACAUGUCCUCCGGACGGUUUUUGCAUAGCCCCGGACACGAUUGUAUAUGCAAAAGUGCCGGAGCGGACAGUAUUUUAUGGCGGACACAAUUGAAUCUGACACCUAUUAAGGCAUACAUUUUGAUCUUCACUAUACAACUUGCCCAAUUU